UUUCGUCCAAACCGGGUAGAGAAAUCUUCAACUGUUUUAAAGAUAUGGGCAAUCGAAUUUUUCAACUUUGACCUCCCCCUCCCUCUCCCCAAAAUUUGGGGGAGGGGCUAAAAUUUUUGGAAAUGACUGAUGAAAUGUAGUGCUAUCAAAAUGUAAAAUUUGGUGGAAAUCAACAGGUGGGUGUAAGAGAAACCGUUCUUGGGACAAUCCCUUUCCUACGUUAUACUCGUAAGCGCAACAGUGCUAGAAUUUGAAAUUGCCGCCAAUCAACGGAAACUUGUGGAGUGUUGUGCCCCGUCCAACGCUGCUACUUUAGAGGUUAGAAUGUACGUCGCCCGUUACCCGUGAUAAUUCUUGUUUUGGUUCGGAUUCUAUCAUUAUUUACUAUUUAUUUUCUUGAUUCAAACCUUGUGCUCGAUUUUUUUUUAAAGUUACUACUGCUUUUCUCUUCGCAACGCUGUGAGAGUGAGGUGGAAUAUGAAGAAUAAACUCUAUUGUUUACUUUUAUCAAGGCCAUAUAGUUACUUCAUGUUUUGGUUGAGUGUUUCUAUCGUCUAGUCAUAUAUUUUAAGGAGUUUGAUGCGCCAAGGAGUGGAUGGAUAGUAACUUCAAGCUCCAAAUCCUUCAGCCUCGUCAAUUGAAAAUUUUGAAGACAUCGCAAUGGUUGAUGCCGGCUUACAAACAGUAUUCUAAGAUUCUGAGCAGAAUCUCUACACAAUAAGUUCCUUUCAGGUGCGUUUUGUCUUUUUCUGGUCACGGUUGCAUGUCGAACGCCUUCAAGUUGGAGAGCUCAUGUAACAAUCAUGUUUUCUGCAAUCGAGCAAACAGGUGAAACUGGUGAAAAUGAAGAUCGAAGUAGGCGUCAAACCUCUAAAAGCGCCAGAGCUCUUCCUCGUGACAAAAUUUCUCUGCUUGGGCUGAUCAUUACUCUACUUGCAUUGCCAUUGUAUGUUAGCUCGUGUGACUUAGCAGUACAGAUUUUAUCGCACGGAAUCAGACCUGAGUCACUCACAAUGCAUAAGGGGCAAAAUAUAUGCUUUGAAGACUCUAAAGAACGCAUUCCGCUAACUCUGAUAGAUGUGAGACUUGAGACAAGAUACCAACUACAAUAUUACACAGCUGACUAUGAGCUCAGUUUAUGUACAGCGCCGCACGAGUGUUUGAAAGGGAAUGAUACUCUCUCCGUCAAUGAAGAGACAUCUUGUUUUUUGACCGGUAAACCGCACAGUGACACAAUUCAAAAUGUAUGUCAAGAAUGCCAGGAUCAAUCCGGAGGAAAAUGCGCGCAUUAUGCGAUAGCACGAAAAAAAGGAAAGUUGUCAGGUGUGUGGAGACAAUCGUCAAACCGAAGACAGCUUAAAUUUCAUCUCAGUAGAUUAGAUUCUCCAAGACAAGGUCAUAUUGUCUCCUCUGAAUGCGACAAUGUAGGGAUGGACUCAAAAGACGAUGUGACUUUAGAAAUUAACGAAUCUGAGUUCGAUAAGGCUGCACCUCGUUCGCUGCUAAAAUAUGGGGACGAUUUUUAUCCCGUUGAAAGCUCGGAGUUCGGACGGCCGGAAAGGGGGACAUUUGGAGACUAUCAAGUGAGCGUUGACAACAGAGAGACACUAUUCGCCAGUGCUCGAAAGUCUUGCGAAACGUUCGACAGUUGUUCGUGCAAUUGUAGCGAGCAACCAGGGAGCAUGAUCGGAUCAUUUUUAAGUAGAAAAGAGGAUUAUCAAAAAAUAGUUGGAGCUGUGAAGUUAAUAAAAAACGACACUCUAUUGGAUCUGACGGAUUCACAUGACUCAGUAGAUGAGCAGGUACUACUGACGAGUGACACCAUCAAGAUGCUCGUAAAGAAUAUCAGAUGUAAAGGAGGCUUGUGGGGUUCAGCGCCUGCUCCCGAGGCAAUGAUGCAAACUGCAGCUCCAAACACCAUGCAAAUCCUCGCGGUCACAUGCGCGUUGUUCAUAAUCUUUGCGCUCCUUGGUUGUCUGCUUUGCACCCAAGCUGGGAGAACAUGUCUCUGUAUUUGGUGCACGUGUCAUGUAUGUCAGAAAUGUUGCUGUUCAUCGGAUGAUGAUUCCGAUGUGGGGGUUAGAAAUAGUUCCAAUGGAUGUUGUGAGGGUUGUUUUUUGCCUGUUGGCAGUGGCGGGGAUGGAGCAAGUGAUCAUGAUGGAUUUUGUGACUGUUGUGGGGGCGGUGGAAGUCAUGCAGGCAAUGGUGAUUGUUGCGGUGAUGGAUGUUGUGAUGGAGGUGAUUGCGCUGAUUGCGCUGAAUGUGUUUGUGAUUGUUCGUAGUUUUAUUUGAAACCUUUGAUCGCUCAUGCCGCAUGCUUUGGGCGUAGUAAAAUGGAACGGGGAAUUUUUCCAGUGGCAGUGAUCAUUCAAAAAAAAAGUCGUGAAAAACUCGUAGAGGCGUUAUGAAGAUGGGUAUGAAUGGCCAAAGUGCAAAAUCACGUAUCUUUGUUUGUGACGUUGCAGACUUCCUGUCAUACUUUAUUUUUUCCUUGGAAAACUGAUUAACGCAAUUUCUUGAAAAUUUCCUUAAUUUUUCCUCUCUGUUAGAGGAAUAUCUCGUAUAAAUUUCAAUCUAUAACUGUCUUGUUUCCGUACGAUGAAAUAAAAUGAGAGCGGAGAUUAUGAAACAUCGCAAAGGAGAUACGUGGUUUCGCACUCUGGCCAUCGAUAUAAACAAAAUAAUCUGAGUACUCUGUAAAAAUGUCAUCAAUAUUGUUGAAUUAGGUGUUAUGUUUCCUAAGCAUUUAUCAGCCAGAAGAACAAUCGAAAUUGAUACUUAAAAAAUACUUUUAAACUACUCUUAAGGAUUACUCUCUAAAAGUUAUUAUUAUAUAUUAGGUCAUCAUUCGGAGUUCCUGUCCUCAUGGUUUUUGGCCCGGUUUUUUAAAUAAAUUCAAAUGAUCAGCAAUCUCUUACCUAUGAGUUACUAAGUAUUAUAUCGAAGGAAAGAAAAAAAAUAAGCUCUAACAAAAAUGUGUUUGCAGUGUGUAUAUGAAAACUAUCACUUUAAAAUAUUUCAAAAUCAGUUUAGUUUGUUCAACUGAGCUGUAGGGAAUGCUAAAAAUUCAAAAUACCUACCUGUUAAAAUUUGUGCCUUCAGUCCAACGAAAAGAUUUCCCGUGAUACUUGUAAUGAUUAUUUUCCUUGUGGCCCAUGGCUUAUGAUUAUUCCUCUACACGGAAAAAUAUAUAUAUUUUUUUAAUUCUCAUGUCUCUGAACUUGUGCGCUAAAAUUGUAGGUGCAUUGAUUUCGCUUCUAAACGGAGAGAAGUCCAAUCUCAAAAUUGAGACUGGUUAGUGAUUAACCUUUUUUCCCCCUCAUUGAUACCUUACAGAUUCCGCGUAUGUUUUAUGACCUAUUUUACAGUUCCUAGCCUAAUGCGAUAAUGCUUUAAUUCAAUUUAGGUAUGAAUCAUACGCGAGAAAAUAUAGUUUAUUUUUUUAAAUUGUUGUGAUGUAAUUAUUGUUAGUAUCUACAAAACAGAAACUUGACACAUGAUUGAUGAUGAGGUAGCCUCAUUAUUGGUUUCUUCAAGGGGCAUGACUUAUAGAAGGAAAAACAGUCCAAUGCGAAACUAUAAAUGUCUCUAUUUGAAUUUUACAAAUAAUAAAUGUUAGAGAGAAUAUGAUAUAUUGGUUUUUGUGUCAUACCUUGCAUUUUAUUAAAACAUGUUUGUAAUUUGUGCGCUUCAUAACCUGUAAAUCAAAAUCAAUUAUUUGGUGCUUUAAAUUGUUCAUGUAUUUUUACAAGCUCAAUGUGAGCCUAAAAUUUUGUCUUUCACGUAUACCGAAGGGAAUCUUUUUAUACGUAGGUCUUCUACGUAUUUAAAUAUUUCGUCUACAUGUUUUAUUACUGUUAAGAAUUCUUUUAGUUUGAAAGAAACACGAUUUUAUAAUAGGUAUUUCAGAAGCCCAAGGCUUAUUAAUCGUAGACGUUUGUUUGCUAGAUCAAAGCUUUCACACUUUUAAUGCACUAAUAUUAUUUUUUAAAUUUUUACUAAUAUUAUUUUUAAAAUAUUCUAAUAUUUUAAAUUGAGUGUGAGUCUGAUCCUAAAGAUUUGCCCAUCAGCUUGAGGCAAAUAACUUUUGAAAACCCGAGGUCACUUAAUCCUCAAAUGUUUGAAAACCCAGGUGUUUUUGUACAAAUUUGUCUAAUAAAAUAACAGAAAAACAGAA
This is a messenger RNA of Bemisia tabaci, 4177 nucleotides long. The record is from RefSeq and is a predicted model, not a curated record. Lineage: Eukaryota; Metazoa; Arthropoda; Insecta; Hemiptera; Aleyrodidae.